Molecule: messenger RNA, 5027 nt
Organism: Rubroshorea leprosula
Lineage: Eukaryota; Viridiplantae; Streptophyta; Magnoliopsida; Malvales; Dipterocarpaceae
Source: the annotation of a GenBank genome assembly
CUAUCUUGUUUUGUGCCAUAGCAUUUCCAAUUUACAAGCAUUUCUCAUUUCCGAUCUACCAAAACAAAGAUGGCAGCGGAGAAGGCAGCUGACCUUCUGCUUGGUCCUGUUGUGAAUCUCACAAUAUCAAAGGUGAUUGAACAGCUCGACUUAGCUGUGGGAUUCAAGCAGGAGCUGAUGAGCUUUCAUGGCACGCUGGAGAUGGUCAGGGGUGUGUUGCGUGACGCAGAGCAGAAGUGUGUCGCGGGCAGCUCUGGUGUGAAGUUUUGGCUUGAAGGACUCCGAAGAAUAGCUGAAGAGGCUGACGAGGUGAUGGAUGAAAUUUCAUAUGAAAGUCUGCGACACAAGGUAGCAGCUAAGAAACAGAUGCUAAAACAGGUCAGCUAUUUCUUUACAGCCUCUAAUCCUCUAGCAUUUCGCCUCAAAAUGGCUAACAAGAUUAAGAGUUUGAAUGCUGCCUUAGAUGUCCUUAACACCAGGGCCACUGGGUUAGGACUUCAAGUUCAACACAGACUUGAAACAAGUCUUGAACCUAGAGGAAUCCAGCAGACGGACUCCUUACUAGGUGAACCAUCAGGAGUUAUAGGAAGAGAUGGUGAUGUUCAAAAAAUAGUUAAAUUAUUGAUUGACUCCAGUAAUCAGCAGCCUUUCUGUGUAGUUUCUAUAGUGGGUAUUGCAGGCCUUGGGAAAACUACUUUGGCAAAACUAGUGCGCAACAAUGACCAAAUACAGGGACAUUUUUCCAAUAUUAUGUGGAUAUGUGUUUCUGAUCAUUUUGAUGUGAUGAGGAUUUUAGUACAGAUGCUAGAGUCUCUUAGGAAAGGUCAUUGUGAGAAUAUUACAAGCCGGGAUGUUAUAGUUCAAAAAAUAAAAGAAAAGUUGGAGGAGAAAAACUAUCUCCUUAUUCUAGAUGAUGUGUGGAGUGAAGAGAGGCUGAAGUGGGAAGACUUAAGGCAAUGUUUGUCAGGGAUAAGUAAAAAGAAUGGGAGUAGGGUCCUUGUCACAACCCGAAUUCAAAAUGUAGCAUCAGUGAUGGGAGUACUUCCUGAGCAUGUGCAUCGCCUCAAGCAGCUAAAAGAUGAUGAUUGUUGGUCUGUAAUCAGGCAUAGAGUAUUUGGCAACUCUCCUAUUCCUUCAGAAUUGGAGGAAUUGGAGGGUAUUGGGAGGAAAAAUGCUAACAAAUGUAAAGGUGUACCUUUAGUUGCAAGUGUUAUAGGGGGGAUUCUGUGCAAUAAUCGCAACAAAGAUGUCUGGUGUGAAGUAUGGGGUUCAAUAGAAGAGGCUAAUGGAGUUUUGCCUAUCCUGCAAUUGAGUUUCAGUCGCCUGCCAAAUCCAGCUUUGAAACAAUGUUUUGCUUUCUGUUCAAUUUUCCCCAAAGAUUUUGUCAUGGAAAAGGAGAUGUUAAUUCAGCUCUGGAUGGCUCAUGGAUUUCUUCAACCGACUGGUGGCAAGGAGAUGGAGGCUACUGGUGACAAGUAUUUUAAUGACUUGUUAUCUUAUUCCCUUUUUCAAGAUGCAGAAAAAGAUUCUUGUGGGAGAGUUAUUACCUGUAAGAUGCAUGAUUUAAUACAUGAUCUUGCACAAUCUAUUUCAGAGCCUCAAACAUUGAUUUUGGGUAACGGUAGUGGAAGUAAUAUCACUGCAGACAUUCGUCAUUUGAAUCUUAUUUUUGAUGAAGGUAUGGCAGCAGUAGAAAUAGGGGAUGCUAUCCUAAAACUGCACACAUUGUUUUCCAUGACUGGUGUCUUUCACAACAUGCCUCCAAGCUUCAAAAGGAUGCGGGUCCUCAGCUUUUGUGGUGCCAAUAUUGACAAGUUGCCUGCUGUAUUGAGAAAGCUGAAGCAUUUGAGAUACUUAGAUGUUUCUGAAACCAAAAUCAAAGAACUUCCAGUAUUUAUCACCAAGCUAUAUCAAUUGCAGACUCUUAUAUUUAUGGGUUGUGAUCGCAUAGAGAGACCUCUGGAAAGAAUAGGGAAUUUAAUCAAUUUGAGGCAUAUUUAUUUCAGUUCUGAGAAGCUGAUGCCAGCGGGGGUUGGUACUCUAACCUGUUUACAAACAUUAAAAUUAUUUAUUGUGGGUCAGCAGAAGGGACGUCAUAUUGAAGAAUUGAGAGGCUUAAGUCAACUCAAGGGAAAAUUAGAAAUAACUAAAUUGAAAAUGGUUAGAAACAGAGAGGAAGCUAUUAUCGCAGAACUUUCUGAAAAGACUACAAUUCAGGAGUUGGCAUUGGAUUUUGACAGAAAAAUAGAUGAAUUCUAUCUACGGGCAUGGUCACCCCCGAAAGACUCAGACUCAAACCCAUACUCAGACUCAGAAGAAUGCAGAUCAGAAGAAAGAAGGAAACAUGAUGAAGAUGUCUUGGAAGGCCUCCAACCUCACUCAAACCUGAAAAGCCUAAGAAUUAGUAAUUAUUGUGGUGAAAAGUGUCCUUCAUGGAUGUUGGACGAUCUUGGUAAUUUGGGUGAAUCAACUCAUCUCAGAAAUCUGGUGUCAUUGAGACUUUGUUUCUUUCCCCAAUUGAAAAUUAUUCCAUCACUUUCACUAAGCAACUUGGUGGAGCUGAUCAUUUUCGGCUUAGAUGAAUUGGAAAGCAUGCCACCACUUUCACUCAACAGUGGCGCAAAGGUGCAAAUCAAACGAUGCAAGAAUCUGAAAAGUAUUGCAGAUUCAUGUCUUCAGGAACUCAUUAUUGAUGAAUGUAAUGAACUGAUUAGUAUGGGGUUUGGAACACUUGCCACAAUGUCUCUCAAAGAAAUAUGCAUAAGCUGGUGUUCGAAGUUAGAAAGUCUUCCCGUGUUGACAAAAUUACCAUACCUUCGUAAACUUUGGCUUCGGGAAUGUGAGAAAUUGAGGGAUAUUGCUGAUGGUUUAUUUGCCUCCACGUGUCCUAAUCUGGAAGCGUUAACCAUUAGUGGUUGUAGAAAUCUGAUGUCCAUGCCUAGUCUAGAUGGGCUUUCAUCUCUUCAAAGUAUUAGUAUUGCUGGCCAUGGGUUGAAAAGCAUAGGGGGGAGUUUAUCUACCUGCACGAGUCUCAAGAGCUUGUCUAUAGGGCGUUGUGAUAGUCUGGAGUCGGUUCCAAGUCUAGAUGGGCUUUCAUCUCUUCAAAGUAUUAGCAUUGCUGGCCAUGGGUUGAAAAGCAUAGGGGGGAGUUUAUCUACCUGCACGAGUCUCAAGAGAUUGUUUAUAAAUUCUUGCAAUAGUCUAGAGUCGAUUCCAAGUCUAGAUGGGCUUUCAUCUCUUCAAAGAAUUUGUAUUAGUUGGUGUGGAUUAAAAAGCAUAGGGGGGAGUUUAUCUACCUGCACGAGUCUCGAGAGCUUGUCUAUAGAGUAUUGUCAUAGUCUGGAGUCGGUUCCAAGUCUAGAUGGGCUUUCAUCUCUUCAAAGUAUUUGUAUUAGGCACUGUGGUUUAUCUACCUGCACGAGUCUCAAGAGCUUGUCUAUAGAGUCUUGUGAUAGUCUGGAGUCGAUUCCAAGUCUAGAUGGGCUUUCAUCGCUUAACAUUGUUCAAAUUAGUCACUGUGGGUUGAAAAGCAUAGAGGGGAGUUUAUCUACCUGCACGAGUCUUAACGGCUUGUUUAUAAAGUCUUGCGAUAGUCUGGAGUCGAUUCCAAGUCUAGAUGGGCUUUCAUCUCUUCACAUUGUUCAAAUUAGUCACUGUGGGUUGAAAAGCAUAGGGGGGAGUUUAUCUACCUGCAUGAGUCUCCGGAUCUUGUCUAUAGCGUAUUGUGGUAGUUUGGAGUCAGUUCCAAGUCUAGAUGGGCUUUCCUCUCUUGAGGAGUUGACCAUAAAUGGCUCUGAUUAUGCAGUAGUUUUCAAGAAUAGCGUGAAAUCUCGUACAAUUCAAAUUCGACAUUGUGGCCAAUUGAAAAGCAUUGGGGAGAGUUUAUCUAACUCCGUGUGUCUGAAGAACUUGUCUAUAUAUUACUGUGAUAGUUUGGAGUCGAUUCCAAGUCUAGAUGGGCUUUCCUCUCUUGAGACUCUAAGUAUAGAGAGUUGUGGUGAAUUAACAAGUUUGCCGAAUGGUCUGUCAUCUUGCACUGCUCUUGAGACCUUGAAAAUAAGGAACUGCAAUAAUCUGAUCUCUAUAUCGGAGGAUUUGAGGGACUUGCCUUCUCUUGUUAAAUUAGAAAUUACAUACUGUGGAAAACUGAGGAACAUCCAAGGCCUAGGGGAGAUUCUUGGCUGCCUUACUCGAUUGAGGAAGCUGCAUUUUGGUGGUUUCUCAGCACAACAAGAGGAGCUAAAGGAAUACCCCAACCAACUUGAAGAAUUAAGUUUAUUUGGAGGGGAAAAACUAGAGAAUCUGCCAUGUCAAAUUCAACACCUAACUGCCCUUAGGGAACUCAGUUUAGAGGAUUUCCGUGGAAUCGAAGCUUUGCCAGAUUGGUUGGAAAACUUAUCCUCUCUUCAAUCUCUGUAUAUUAUCAACUGCCAGUCUCUAACAUAUAUGAAAGCCAUCAGACGCCUCUCCAAUUUAAAAACACUUGCUAUUCAGAAAUGCCCUGAGUUGAGAGGAAGAUGUGCCAAAAAAAGUGGUUCAGAGUGGAACAACAUUUCUCACAUUCCACGUAUCUCAAUAGAUUGGAGCAUAAUUUCUCACAGAUAGAUGAUGAUGAUGCGUGAAUUGAAUUUGAAGAAAGACGACAGAGGGAGGAUGAUGAUGAGUGAGAAAGACAAUUAACCGCAAGGAAGAGACCCUUGUUUUGUUGCAAAACCUAAUACGCUUUACAGAAAUUCUUGUUGUUUGGUGUUGUUAUUGUAAGAACCUUGUAAAACUCUCUUUGAUACAGUGGAGCUAUUUCUAAUGGACCAGAGGUCCUGUGGUUUUUACUCUUCUAUUUGAAGAGGUUUUCCACGUAAAAAUUAAUUGUCUCAUAUGUGUAUCUGAUUUCCUUGUCUUUAUUGCUCGUCUGAAUGCUUACCGUCUCAUCUACAUUUCUGGCUAAGAAAGUGUUAAUUUUGCUUCUGCUUUGAUUUUGUGCCACUGUUUCUUCUCAAAAGAAGUUCAUAUAAACCAGCAACUUAAAU